Messenger RNA from Hermetia illucens (black soldier fly), 1918 nucleotides. It is a transcript of the gene Prip, whose product is annotated as aquaporin AQPAn.G. Gene Ontology annotation, biological process: transmembrane transport. Gene Ontology annotation, cellular component: plasma membrane. Gene Ontology annotation, molecular function: water channel activity. The transcript is spliced from 9 exons. The record is from RefSeq and is a predicted model, not a curated record. The coding region runs from base 501 to 1286 and encodes 261 amino acids. NCBI's taxonomy places the organism in Eukaryota, Metazoa, Arthropoda, Insecta, Diptera, Stratiomyidae.
GCGCUCGGAAAUUCGCCAAAAACGGACGGGGUACGGGUUUCCAAAGCCAAGCUAGGCUGUGCGCUUUGGGCCAAGUGGAGUAUAGUCUUAGCUCCAUCCGCCUGGUCGCCGUCGAGUGGAGGGAGUCUUAGCGUUUUAUCUACUGCUAAGCUAGCCGGGGCCCGCUAGACCCCAACUCGAGACUUUGGCAAUCAUUCGAAGUAGUGUUCUUGCUGUUAAGCUUUCUGCAACCUGUUGAGUGCGUUCCCAGUGAGUGGAGUGAGUGCAACGCGGUGAUAAUUAGCGAUUCUUGAGUGAAAGUACAGCAUUUGGUGGAUGCACCACUUCAUCUAACACCUUCUACGCAGGGGUUCGCAUAGAGCCCAAUAUGGAGUUUGAGAGCGGUCCAUGGCUAGGAUCCUAUGGUGGAGCCUUCGAGGUCAUGACGGCAUCAUCUAUCUUUUAAAAGCUAUGAAGUAAUCAGUGUGCGCCUGAGAUCGAAUCUAAAGAAUUAACCAACAAUGGCGGGAUCAUUUCACUAUACCCUUGGAAUUAACGAACUAAAAACUAAAAAGACAGAAUUUUGGAGGGCGCUGACAGGUGAAUUCAUUGGAACCUUCUUGCUGAACUUCUUUGGAUGUGCAGCAUGUACGCAAGCUCCAAAUACGACGUACAUCGCCUUAGCGUUUGGCUUGGCCGUUUUCAUGGCGAUAAUGGUUGUAGGUCAUGCUAGUGGAGGUCACGUCAACCCCGCAGUUACAAUUGGGUUGCUGGUUGCAGGCAAGAUAAGCAUUGUGCGGGCUCUGUGCUAUAUAGUCGUGCAAUGCGCUGGGGCUAUCGCCGGAACAGCAGCAAUCAAGGCUUUACUGGACGAAAUAUACCAUCACGGACUCGGACAUACUGACCUUGCAGAACACAUAACUCCUCUGCAAGGUGUAGGGAUGGAGUUCUUCUUAGGAUUUGUUCUUGUCCUAACUGUGUUUGGCGUAUGUGAUGAAAACAAACCAGAUUCACGGUUCCUAGCACCAUUAGCAAUUGGUUUAACGGUCACUUUAGGACAUUUGGGGGCAAUUAGAUACACUGGUUCCAGCAUGAAUCCAGCCAGAACCUUUGGUCCUGCAGUCAUUGAGAAUAAAUGGGAAAAUCACUGGGUCUACUGGGUUGGUCCGAUUCUAGGAGGAAUUGGCGCUUCACUGUUGUAUACUUUGUCUUUGAAAGCACCUAACUCCGAAGAUGCCAAUGAUUCACGAGCUAAAUAUGCCGGUGUAGCUUUAGAUGAUCGUGAGAUGCGAAAAUUCGAUGCGUAAAAACGGCUGCGGUUUGUCAACAGACGCCUUUCUGUCCUAUGUCGUUCCUUUCUCCACUUCUGAAUGAAAACUAUGUUUAAGUCGAUGUUUAAUCAAAACUCUGUACAUUAGAAGCGAAUCAUUUUAUUUCAGCCUCGACAUACUUAUCAUUAAUAUUGAAUUAAUUCAUGUCAUGCCAUGAUUCGAUAAACUAAAAGAUCUGAAGCAACUUUUAUUUGCAAGUAAUUUUAUGCUAAUGACCACCGAGAAUCAGAUAAAAAUGUUAAAUAUGUAUUUUAUCCAAUAAUGUCAACAGAAUAUCUAAAAGCUGCUUCUCUAGUUUGAAAGAACAUUUGAUGAAAGCAAUCGAUAUUAUUCUGAAAAAUCAAUAAAAAUUCAAAAUGAAAAUUUUUCUGUCACAGUUUACCUGCUUGAAGUUGAUUAAUUAACUAAUUUUACUAAUACGAAACGAAUACAUCACACAAAGUUGCACUUAAGGUUAAGAUGCUCAUUUUAUGAAUUUAACGUUAACGUCCAAUCUAGAUGUAAUGGCUUUUAAUGCGGUUUAGUUUUAAGUGUAUCCAUUUGCCAAAUCGUUACGCUCCAUGUAAAGUAUUUUGUAAUGUAACAAUAAAAUGUAUAUUUAAAAGAAA